Messenger RNA from Desarmillaria tabescens, 789 nucleotides. RefSeq lists its product as uncharacterized. Gene Ontology annotation, cellular component: fungal-type vacuole membrane. The record is from RefSeq and is a predicted model, not a curated record. The coding region runs from base 1 to 789 and encodes 262 amino acids. The transcript has 5 exons. Lineage: Eukaryota; Fungi; Basidiomycota; Agaricomycetes; Agaricales; Physalacriaceae.
AUGCGUCCUCUUACGACGCAAGAAACGGCAAAACUAGCUUCUUUGUUCUGCUCACUCUGGUUCAUCGCGAAUUGGGCUGUUAAUGCAUCGCUAGAUUAUACCAGCGUCGCUAGUGCAACCAUCUUAUCCAGCAUGAGCGGGUUCUUCACCUUGGGUAUCGGCCGGGUGUUUAACGUGGAGACGCUUACUUUUAAGAAUGUCUGCGCCGUUCUAACGAGUUUUGCAGGAGUGCUUCUUGUUUCAGUUUCGGAUUCGUCGCAAUCUGUUGCAAGUGACGAAACCGCACCACAUGCCAUCCUGGGGGACACCUUGGCACUCAUCUCUGCCGUGUUUUAUGCGCUUUAUGUCAUUUUGCUCAAAGUAAGAAUAAAGUCGGAGUCUCGAAUCGACAUGCAACUCUUCUUUGGGUUUGUGGGUCUUUUCAAUAUACUUGCUUGUUGGCCUAUCGGAAUCUUGCUCCACGUUGCGGGUGUGGAAAACCUAGAAUGGCCAAGUAGUAGCAGAGCAGUCACUAUUUUACUCAUUAAUGUGCGUAUGGCAAUUACUUGGUCAAGCGAUUACUUAUACGUGCUUGCAAUGCUAAAGACCACCCCGUUGGUUGUUACCAUCGGUCUCAGUCUUACGAUCCCGCUCGCGGUGAUUGGGGACCUAUUCCUGGGCAACUUGGUACGCGCCAAAGUUGUGGUUGGAGCUAUUAUGGUCUUCCUUGGUUUCCUCAUAGUCGGAAUGGACAAGAACAAUACUGAUGGGGAACACAUACUCUUGGAAGAGACUGCGGAUGGAGAAUAG